This is a messenger RNA of Meloidogyne enterolobii, 402 nucleotides long. NCBI's taxonomy places the organism in Eukaryota, Metazoa, Nematoda, Chromadorea, Rhabditida, Meloidogynidae. The record is from the annotation of a GenBank genome assembly.
AUGAUUUUAUUGGCAUUUGGAAUGACAGGAGAAAUGAUUUAUUCUGUGGCUGGACUACUUGGAUUAACCGGUGAUCCAAAUUGGCAGCCAUUAACUAUUAUACUUUUAGCUGUUGCCUUACAAAGCUGUUUAAUUUAUAUUGCUGGAAAACUUCGUGUUGGUAAUGACCCCAUUUUGCGUGAAAGACAACCAGGAAAACAAGCAAUAACAUUUUUAUUGCUAGCAAAUAUUUCAAUGUUUCUUAUGAAUUUAUUAGAAGCUGAGAAGGCUGGGGUUAGUGAAACUGUUGUUAAUUUUUAUGGAAAGAGGAGUUGGGUAUUCCUUGUUCGUUCUUUUUCACCUCUAACAAUUUUUUACCGGUUCCAUAGUUCUGUUUGUAUGUUUUUACGUACUUUUAAUUAA